GAUAAAAGACAGACUGAGAAAGGGUACAAGGGGUCCCUUGGGAAGGAGAAGGGGUCCUGGAGGCGAAGCCUGGGCUAAGGGAGGGUGUCAGCAGAGAGAGGUGAGGAACUUCCCUGUCUGUCCCCCUCCCAUCCCCUCCCCCGUGGGGCUCCGCAAGUCCAGGAGCGCCUCAUUGAUAUGUAAACGAGGGCCCUAUAAAGGCAGCACCGCCUCCGGCUGGCUCAGUUACGACAACAUGGGCACUGAGCUCGAGACCCAGGGCAGCUCUGGCGGCCCCGCUGGCAACUUCCGCAAGAUCUCCAAGCCGCUGAUGGAGAAGAAGCGACGGGCGCGCAUUAAUGUGUCUCUGGAGCAACUCAAAUCAUUGUUAGAGAAACACUAUUCGCACCAGAUCCGGAAACGCAAGUUGGAGAAGGCAGAUAUACUGGAGCUCAGCGUCAAGUACAUGAAAAGCCUUCAGAACUCGGUGCAAGGGCUCUGGCCGGUCCCCAGCGGAGCCGAAUACCCGUCGGGCUUCCGCGGCUGUCUGCCCGGCGUUAGCCAGCUUUUGAGGCGCGGAGAGGAGGGCUGCGGCGGCCUGCGCUGCCCCCUGGUGCACGAGCGCGCGGGUGGCAGCACCAUGGACAGCGCCAGCUCCGGCCCUGAGGCGCCAGUCUCCGCCUCCUGA
Messenger RNA from Vicugna pacos (alpaca), 667 nucleotides. Lineage: Eukaryota; Metazoa; Chordata; Mammalia; Artiodactyla; Camelidae. The record is from RefSeq and is a predicted model, not a curated record.